Molecule: messenger RNA, 1536 nt
Organism: Perca flavescens (yellow perch)
Lineage: Eukaryota; Metazoa; Chordata; Actinopteri; Perciformes; Percidae
Exons: 1
Coding region: 1-1536 (511 amino acids)
Molecular function (GO): GTP binding
Source: RefSeq, a predicted model, not a curated record
AUGACUCUUGGUGAAAAAAAUAAAAACAAGAAUAACAAAACCAUCUUACUUGUUGGUGAAACAGGAACAGGAAAAUCUGCUCUGAUCAACGCUCUGGUCAACUACGCCAUGGGAGUGGAGUGGGAGGAUGAUGUCUGGUUUAAGAUCGUAGAGGAGGAGAAGAGAAGUCAAGUAGAAAGUCAGACAUCAGAUGUGAUCGUGUACCAGAUCUUUGGUUUUGAAGGUAAAACUCUGCCCUACUCUCUGACCAUCAUCGAUACUCCUGGAUACGGAGACAUCAGAGGGAUCGAACAAGAUGUCAUCAUCAGUCAAAGAUUAACUGACUUGUUCCAGUCAGAAGAUGGAGUUCAUGAGAUUAAUGCAGUGGGUCUGGUGAUGAAAGCGAGUGAGAAUCGACUGAGUGACCGACUGAGGUACAUCUUUGAUUCAGUGAUCUCUCUGUUUGGAAAAAAUAUAGAGAAGAAUAUUGUCGCCCUCAUCUCACACUCAGAUGGUGUGACACCUGAAAAUGUUCUGAAUGCUCUCAAGGAUGCAAACAUUAAAUGUGCCAAAGACGAAGAUGGUGAGCCUGUUCAUUUUAUGUUCAACAACCACCAGAGCAGAGAGAAAACAAAGAAAAAUAAGGAUGCUCUAAAAGCUGCAUGGGUAAUGACAAUUAACCAUAUGGGUGAAUUUGCUGAUUUCCUGACUCAACAAUCCUAUCAGAGCCUGAUGACAACUAUUAAAGUUAUGAAAUCCCAAACCAGACUGACAGCCUGCAUCAACAACCUGCAGGAGAGAAUCAAGGAGAUUGAUCUAAAACAGAAAGAAAUCCAACAGACUCAGGAAGCUCUGAAGAAACAUGAAGAAGAGAUGAAGAAGAAUGAGAAGUUCACUGAAGAAGUUGAUGAGCCCUACAGAGUUAAACAAAGAGUUGUUAGAGAGAGGAGGUGGUGGGCACUUAGGUUAAACUAUGGAGGAGCUGUCUGCUGUACUGUCUGUAAGGAGAACUGUCACUAUCCAUGCCCACUGGCCUGGUAUCCAAAACACUGUGAGGUCAUAAAAGAUGGCCACUGCACUGUAUGUACCGGGAAGUGUCCUGCAUCAGAUCAUGUGAAGGAAGAACAAUGCAUUGACUGUGAGGGUGAGUGUUCAGAUGAAUCAAGGCAUGUCAAAACCCCCUGGAUCUAUGUGACCAAGACGAGGAAAGUUCAGAAGACCCUGGAAGAUGUGAAGGACAAGUAUGAAAAGAACAAGGCAGAAAGUGAGGACAAGUCACGCCUUUUGGAAACUCUUAAAAAAGACAUGGAAGCCCUUCAGCAAGAAAAAGAUCAGUUGUUGGAAAAGUCCUUUCAGCAUGUUGUCCACCUGGAGCAGAUCGCCCUGAAUGUAAAUUCACUGUCCACUCGUGUCCACUUGGACUUCCUGAUUGAGAAGAUGAAGAAGAAAGGAGAUACAGUGAAGGAGAAAAAACUGCAAGAGAUGAAAAGUCAAAUGGAUAAAGAUGAAGGAAUCAAGGCAGCGCUGCGCUACAAGUUUGGUAAACUAAGAGAUUAA